Molecule: messenger RNA, 1326 nt
Organism: Aegilops tauschii subsp. strangulata
Lineage: Eukaryota; Viridiplantae; Streptophyta; Magnoliopsida; Poales; Poaceae
Product: protein ARV 2
Biological process (GO): sterol metabolic process; sphingolipid metabolic process; intracellular sterol transport
Cellular component (GO): cortical endoplasmic reticulum; Golgi apparatus
Source: RefSeq, a predicted model, not a curated record
CGGCCGCUCAUCGAUUGCAUUCCGCAGUUGGACGACGGCAGCACACUCUGCUUCUCACUGACGCCGCCGGCCACGCCUCUCCCCCUCCGAGCGCCGCCCUGCUCGCCGCCGCCGCCGCCGCCGCCUACGAGCUGCGGCUCCUGCCCCCACUGCGCGCUGCAGAGCUCGCGCGGACGGGUUCGGCGCGAUGGGGGACGACGGGGCGGAAGGGGAGGCGCCGCGCUGCGUCGGCUGCGGCCGGCGCGUGAGGACGCUCUUCGUGCAGUACUCCCCGGGCAACAUCCGUUUGAUGAAAUGCGAUGUCUGCAAGGCUGUCGCCGAUCCCUACAUCGAGUGUGAAUUCAUGAUUAUCUUGAUCGAUCUGAUUCUACACAAGACCAGGGCUUACCGGCAUCUACUGUUCAAUAAGCUGCACAUUGGUUCAUCUCUUGACAAGGGAAUACUGUGCCAGUUCAUUCUGAUGCAUAUCGUUCUUGAUGCUUUCAGAAUAUCAGUUUCAAAAAACAACAAAGCUGAUGGGGAUUCGUCCAGGAGCACAUUGUCCACAAUUUGCAAUUGCAGCGAGGUUCUGGGUGAUGCAUUGUUAGGGAACAUCAUAUUUACGGCCAUGUUACUCCUGGGAGUACGAUAUAUCCUCAAAUUUUCUUUUGACAUUACAAGGUAUCGACAGAUUCUGUUAGCCAUCAUCAUUUCAAGCUAUUUCAAGUUAUUUCUUCUGACAAUGAUGGUUUGGGAGUUUCCAUCAUCUGCUAUAUUCAUUGUCGAAGCAUUUGUUCUCUCAUCAAAUGUUGUAGCCCUGAGAGUGGUGACGCGGUUCCCAAAAGCCCACUGCGUUGGUGUCUGCUUCAUGGCGCACGCGGCAAAGCACUUGACGGAACGGUGGCUCAUGUGGACACCAUGAACAUGAAUUCAUCAAGACUUGCCGCCAUCUUACUCCAAGUGUUCGUGCAGAGUCGAUCUGGACCACGCCGGAACUGGAGAGCGGGGAGCUGUCCUGCUGGCCUCUGUACUGAGACGCCACAGGUUGAGCGAUCGUCUCCGGUGAGCGUACGCCUGAGAGAGUGAAGAGGCAGGCGGUCUGGGGAGAUGGGCUGUCCCUUUCGCCUACUUAUGGCCCAAGUAGGAGUAGGUAUUUGCCCUGUCCGUUCACGCCCGGAAGUGCGUCAGCCGACAGGGCCUCUCUACCUUGCGACCACACGUGCAAAACGCACAACUCCAGUGUCUGUAUGUUUGCAUGUCUCCGUUCUUUUUCAGUCUGGUUUUAUUUACACCCGUUGUGGAAAAGAAAAAAAGAGCUUCCGGGUCGACGCGACGCACUUCCGCAGA